Molecule: messenger RNA, 2517 nt
Organism: Triticum urartu
Lineage: Eukaryota; Viridiplantae; Streptophyta; Magnoliopsida; Poales; Poaceae
Source: RefSeq, a predicted model, not a curated record
AUCGUGAACACGGCGGCUCUAGGCCAUCGGCGGAGCGGCGAAAGGUGACUGGGAUUCGAGUGGCGCCGGUCGAAGCGCGCCUGACCAGAUCGAGCCGACGAGGGAUUCAGGGUGGGCGCCGAGCAGCGGCGGAGGGGCGCCGCAGUGCUUGGAGGACUUGAGAAGAGAUCAGGGCUUUUGGUCAGGUAUGGGAAGGACCGGAACCUUCGAUCCGCUGCUGGGGACCAUGACUAAGGCACCCAGAGUCAUAUGUACAGGGUGUGGCGACAGAUCGAACCUGUAGUCUGCCUUGGAGCAGCUGUUGGUCUCUGUUGGGCAGCUUGGAGCUACUACGCGCGCAAGUCAUGUCUGCGCACCUACGGACGCUACAUGAACGGCAAGACAAGCGGCCCGGUGGUCGGCCGGGAUGACGAGAUCGACAGUGUCGUCUCCAUUCUCUGCUGCAAGACCAAGAAUUGUGUGGCACUCGUCGGAGCCCCAGGGGUUGGCAAGACGGCCAUCGCCGAGGGCCUCGCGCAGCGGAUUGCUGCUGGGAAGGUCCCUGCCGAGCUUUCCAAGGCACGUGUCGUGGAGGUUGAUCUGGGGGCCAUGGUGGCCGGCACUGUACUGCGUGGUAUGAAUUUUCUCAUGUUUGAAAGCCGUUUGAAGACCAUGAUAAAGAAGGCGGAGAAUUCGGGCGGCAAUAUAAUUCUCUUCAUCGACGAGAUGCACAUGCUGAUUGGCGCCGGUGAUAAAUGGGGAAGCAAUGAUGCUGCUAAUAUUCCGAAACCCGCGUUGGCCCGUGGUCGUAUCCGAUGUGUGGGCGCGACAACUUUUGAUGACUAUCGCAAGUACAUUGAGAAGGAUGCAGCGCUCGAACGACGGUUCCAGAAGGUGCAUAUUGAAGAACCGAGCACGCAGGCGACCAUUGCCAUUCUGCGGGGCAUAAAGCAGCAGUAUGAACGGCACCAUAGCUUGGAAAUCCAAGAUGCCGCUAUUGUUGCUGCUGCAGAGCUCGCUGGCCACUACAUCACUGGUCGUCAGUUUCCUGAUAAGGCUAUUGAUCUGAUUGAUGCGGCGUGUGCUACUGCAAAGAAAAUGAUGCAGAAUGACAGUCAAGAAAAGGAAAAGGACAAUGUGAAGAAAGCAAUUGUUGCACCAAAUCAUGUCGCACAAGAUGUGAGCCGAUGCACCGGAAUUCCUGUCUCUACGCUUGAUCAAGAGGAGAAGGAUAGGUUAAUCCACCUAGCGGAUAGACUUCAUGAGCGAGUUGUUGGCCAGGAUGAAGCGGUAAAUCUGGUUGCAGAAGCAGUCUUACGUUCCAGGGCUGGCCUUGAUCAGCCUGGCCAACCCAUAGGCUCGUUCCUCUUCUUAGGAUUGACUGGUGUUGGAAAGACAGAGCUUGCAAAAGCUCUUGCCGAGCAGCUAUUCGACAGUGAGAAAAUGUUGGUUCGCAUUGACAUGUCUGAAUAUGUUGGGUUUGGAGCUGUGGCGCGCCUAAUUGGAGCUGCACCAAGCUGCAUUGGCUAUGAUGAUGGUGGACAACUGACUGAAAUAGUGAGGAGGCGCCCAUAUAGUGUCAUCCUUUUUGACGAGGUGGAGAAGGCAGAUCCCUUGGUGUUGAACGUUUUUAUUCAACUUCUUGAUGAUGGUGUUCUGACUGAUGGCAAAGGCCGGACCGUAGAUUUCAAGAAUACUAUCAUCAUUAUGACCUCAAAUCUAGGAGCAGAGCACCUAACAGCUGGAAUGGCUGGAGAAAGCACAAUGGAAGCUGCAAAGGAGCUCGUGAUGAAAAAGGUUCACAAACACUUUAAGCCUGAAUUUCUGAACAGACUGAGCGAGGUGGUGAUAUUUGAGCCACUUCUGCAUGACAAACUGAAGGAGAUUGUAAAAAUUCAAAUGAAAAGUGUCACUGCAAGGGUAGCUGCCAAGAGCAUCUCUCUGUCUGCAAGCGAUGCUGCGUUGGACGUCAUAUUGUUGGAAUCAUGCAACCUAAUGUAUGGCGCAAGGCCCAUAAGGAGGUGGGUGAAGAAGAAUGUGGUGACAGUGCUGUCCCGGAUGCUGCUCAAAGGUGAAGCUGUUGAAGGCUCAACUAUCGUCAUUGAUGCUACAGAUGACAAAAGGGGGCUCAAGUACGAAGUGGUAAAUCCACAAGGCAAGAGUCCAGUGGUGGAACUUUCCUGUGACAAGAGCUAUGUUGCGGCGGUGACCAAUCCCAAGCCAUGACAAAGGUGACAUAACCCCUAGUAGCUGUUGUUUCUCGCUGAGUGCCUGAACUCCAUAACCCUGCUGAACACAAAUAGCAGAGGUAGAAGAAGCAUGUAAAUUGUAGCAAAGGCAGAAUGCAUGCCCGACAUGGUUGUAGCCACACCAUGGCAAACACCCUUUAACGUUUUCUUGGUAGGAGGAGAUCUGUAAAUUGCCAAUUUCUUACUAGUAUCUUAUAGACAGCAUGUAUGCCUUUAUGCUCUUAGCAGUAGCAUAGACACUAACCCUGUGAAGUGUGAUUGUGUGUGAUGAGAAUGAUGGUUAGAGGAA